This is a messenger RNA of Platichthys flesus (European flounder), 931 nucleotides long. Its product is annotated as histone H2B-like. Lineage: Eukaryota; Metazoa; Chordata; Actinopteri; Pleuronectiformes; Pleuronectidae. Gene Ontology annotation, cellular component: nucleosome. The record is from RefSeq and is a predicted model, not a curated record. The transcript has a single exon. Gene Ontology annotation, molecular function: structural constituent of chromatin; DNA binding; protein heterodimerization activity. The coding region runs from base 1 to 375 and encodes 124 amino acids.
AUGCCUGAAGUAGCGAAGACCGCGCCCAAGAAGGGCUCCAAGAAAGCGGUGGCGAAGGCCCCCGGUAAGGGCGGAAAGAAGAGGAGAAAGUCCAGGAAGGAGAGCUACGCCAUCUACGUGUACAAGGUGCUGAAGCAGGUCCACCCCGACACUGGGAUCUCCUCCAAGGCCAUGGGCAUCAUGAACUCCUUCGUGAGCGACAUCUUCGAGCGCAUCGCCGGUGAGGCCUCUCGUCUGGCUCACUACAACAAGCGCUCCACCAUCACCUCCAGGGAGAUUCAGACCGCCGUCCGCCUGCUGCUGCCCGGGGAGCUGGCUAAACACGCCGUGUCUGAGGGCACCAAGGCCGUGACCAAGUACACCAGCUCCAAGUAAACCACUCUGCGGAGACCUCAAACCAACGGCUCUUUUAAGAGCCACACACUUUCUCUAUGGAGACAAACUGUCCUGACUCUACCGAGAUGUCCAUCGAUAUUCAAACGGCCACUUUUAACUGAUAAUAUAACAUUGUUAAUACAAUUGAAGAGAGAUAUCCUGAAUAAUCUCUACAUUUGAAAAUAAUUGUUUUUAAAUCCAAUUCCAGUUUUCUACUGCAGGGCGUGUUGUCCUUUCUCAAAUCAGUGAUCUGUGUUGUUCAUGAGGUGUUUCCCCCCCCCUGGUGGUUAUAAUUGGAAUUGUAAAGAAGCGUAUGAAAUCAUUGUUCCUCAAACUCCUCUGACAAUGUUGCCGACACAUGACUGUGACUUUAAAGUCAGAGGAAUACAUUCUCUAAAGUAGUUUACAGUAUUAUCAAUCUUGACAAAUAUACCUUGUGUGCUUACUACUCUGUGAAUAUUGAGCAACCUUGAGUGUACAACAGUGGUCAAACAAAUAUUAUUUUUUCUCCCUUAGCCCUCCUGUUAUCCUCAAAUUGUAAUAAUUCUAAUUUUAA